UGUGAAUCUGUGUGCAUCUAACCAUUCCGAACACGAUUGCGUCGAGAGUUGUGUUUUAAAGGUGUGUUUAUGGCAUUGCUCAUUUGGGCGUGGGGUUAAAUACUAUGGAGUUUCUAAAACCAACCCCGUUCAACUGUUUAAAGUUGUUUUUGGCCCAUUUGCCAAAAAUAGAAGUAGCGCUAAAUUGGUUGACACAACUUUUGAGGGAAGAAAUAAAAAGGUUUACAGCUCCAGUACUUUUUUCGAUAAUUUAGAUUUGUCCGAACAAGCAUACGUGCACCUCAACUAUUUUUACGGGGACCAAUUCCACUGUCCAUUAGCGGUAGUCCAAUUAAAGCCGGGAAAAAGUCCCUUAGAAGCUGGGCCCAUAAGUGUUUAUAGCACCUGAGAAGUUUUGAACUGAGUUAAAGCCGCAGGAAACACCUGGUCACUACUUAACCAAUAAUAAACAGACUGAUCGCUGUGUAAGUUGUGUAUACCAUGGGAUUAGGAAUAUCAUGAAGUAUAAUUUACAGGAUCCUAUUCCAUGUUGUUAAUGGCUUGGACCACUACUUUUGCAGAUUUGGUAAUUUUAUUCAUAGCAUGAUCAUUUCUCACUCUAACCUCUUCCAUGGAGAUAAGUUAGCCCACUUUCAUGGAUAUGGUUUCCUACAACUGCAACACUAUCCCAUUGUCAAACUGUGCAACUAACUAGGUUCCCGCAAAUAACUUAAUCAACCCCACCCCCACCUUCGUUAACUACUUCCUUUUCUGUACUUUGGUAGUUUCGUUAUAUGCCAUAACUACCACAAACAAACCUUGGGUUUAGAAACUCCAUUGGAGCUUACAAAAAUACUCUAAUGCAUGUGUGCACUUGUUCAUGUACAUUCAAUUGACUCGGAGAACCUAAUAGGCAACAUUAAUGGAAAAAAGACAUGCAGAACACUUUAGACAAAGUUGAUGAAAGCACAAGGAGAUAGGACCUAAAGAUAAAGGAAAUGGCAGAAGCAGAUCUCUAUACCAUUGUAAAGGUUGCUCGCAAUGAGGACCUGACGGAGCAGAUUGGAAGGGAUAGAUAUUUUGACCUUGUGGAUCAUAACAAAGUUCGUAGUUUCCGUAUUAAGAGAUGGACGCCUUUCAACCUUUUUAAGGAGGAAGUUGCCAAAGAGUUUGGCAUACCUGUACAAUUUCAACGUUUCUGGUUAUGGGCAAAGCGCAAAAACAAUACAUACCGUCCACAUUGGCAUGUGACACCACAACUGGAAGCUCGACCUGUUGGACGUUUGAGAGCACCCGAGGCAAAUGAUGCAGAGUUGAAUUUGUUUUUGGAAGUGGAACGUAGUAGACAGGGUCUGCCAAAGAUUCCUCCAACUGUUUGUAGUGACGAUAUUCUUCUUUUUUUCAAACUUUAUGACCCUUUGAAAGAGGAGCUCAGCUAUGUUGGGCGAUUGUAUGUCAAGGCCAGUGGAAUGCCAGUGGAAAUCUUGGCAAAGAUUAAUGGGUUGGCUGGAUUUGCUCCUGAUGAAGAUAUUCAACUCUUUGAAGAAAUAAAAUUUGAACCAAGUGUCAUGUGUGAACCCGUGGACAAGAUGGUCACUUUCCGUGGUAGUCAGCUUCAAGAUGGUGACAUCGUUUGCUUUCAGAAAUCACCUCAAGUUGAAAGUAGCGGACAAUGUGGGCAUCCUGAUGUUCCUUCAUUUCUGAAAUAUGUGCAUCAUCAUCAGAUCAAACCUGAGCAUCACAGCAAAUAUUGGUAUGUUCAUGCUUAUAUUGGAGAAAAUAUUUAUUCCAAGCUAACGCUGUGUCGAAUUUGUUCUGAGCCAAAACCGAUAGAAAGGGGCCAAGGCACCGAUUCUGGUGGUUCAACCCUGCAGACUCGCUCUGCCAACAUUUCAGAUGGCAAAGUCAGAUUUUUGGCAUAUUGGGUUUCUUCCGAGGCGUCUCUUUUACUUGAAAGGAUCCACAGCACUUACAAGGACACUUUCACUAAAUUCUCAAUGAAAGGUCAAAAACUGCCGACUGUACUACUUGAGUCGUUCGCCUCGUUCGUUGAAUCAAUGUCUACGACUAAGGUCAAUGAAGUGCAAGAGGAUGUACUGAAGCAGGCCACCCUUUCAAUCGAGGACUUUGAGCAAGUUGGGCUGGAGUUGUCGUGGUUGAAGAAGAGGUUGGAGGAAGCAAAAAAGGCUAAUAAACAAGCGGAAUCUCUUGUCUAUGUGGACUUGUGCGAAACUGCUCUGAAGGUGGGUAGAGCUAAGGUUCGUGAACUCGAAGAAGGGUUAGUCAGGGCCAAGGCGGAACUGGAGGAUUGUUCAACGGACUUACCAAACUCACUAGCAGUAAAUGAUUAUCUACUUCUGGACGUUGUGUAAAAAUGGAAACGUUUUCGUGACGGUAUCGUUUAGGUCUUUAGUGUCCUAAAUUUACAACUCUGUUUACCGCACAAAUCUUUGCGCGUCCAAGAUAGGUUGGCAAUCUCUUGUUACAUCUUUCGUGUAAUUAACUGGAUUCUGCAUCAGGUUAGUAAGGCCGAGUUUCUUUACGCGGUGCCCCACCUCACUGGGUCCAAAUAGAUGGUACCAGCUUCUGAAGGGAGAUGCCAUGCAUUGGUUAUCGUUUUAAACGUCUUGCGAACGACUGCUCGUUGGAUGGUGGUUGGUAAGAUGGAAACAGUCUCAAGAUGCUAUUUUUCACUGUUAAUAUAUCUUAACAGAUUGAUGAAUAGGUUUUUUUAUAAUUUCUGUUUAAGAUUGGAAAUUCAUGAGAAGAUUUUUUCAUAGUUUCUCAUACGAUUUAUUUUAUCUACGUGUUCAUGGGUUUCAAAAAGCAA
Rhododendron vialii is the source of this 2809-nucleotide messenger RNA. RefSeq names its product ubiquitin C-terminal hydrolase 12-like. Bases 978 to 2351 code for a protein of 457 amino acids. Lineage: Eukaryota; Viridiplantae; Streptophyta; Magnoliopsida; Ericales; Ericaceae. The record is from RefSeq and is a predicted model, not a curated record. The transcript has 11 exons.